AUUUAAGGAUUUAUUUAGUCUGUUUCUGUUUGCUUUUUAAACCUUAGAGGUAACGCCAAAACAGGAUGCGUUGUUACAACAGUUACAGUCUUAACUGAAAAUAACUGGGUGGUUUGUGGGAUGACAAAGGCGAGGAGUGUGUGUUUCUUUCAUUAUGCUGCAUUCACGGUGACACUCGAUACAGAUAGUGAGUUAACAACCGUAUUAUAGCACAAUGAGCGAAAGAAGAAACCUCUCAUUCCAUAGGAGCCUGGCAGAUAUGUCCACCAAGAGAUGCUAUGGCAGAAUUUAAGGCAACGAGGCACUAGACCAGGCAGGAAAUUGGAGUAAAGCUGAAACCUAAAGGCGUUGCUAACCAGCGGCUCGUGUAUGUGUGUUAGAGAGUAAGUGUGUGUGUGUGUGUGUGUGUGCUCGGAAGUGCCUAUGGCGGAGUUUGGGGAGGACGGCAGCCAGCCUCCAUUGAAUCUUGGGGAUACGGCCGUGCCCAGUGACGAGGCGGCCGGGAAGACGCAUUGCGAAGUGUCGGUUCUGAAUGGAGACUGUGGGAUAUCCGAAAAAAUGGUCGGUUCGAGAUCUGUUGUCACGCCUGGCGGCCAAAGCGGGGUGGAGAAUGCCAAUACCUCUGUCGGACUGGAUACAAAAUCUGAAAUACCACGCAGGAGCAGCAUUAUUAAGGAUGGAAAACAACGUAAAGAAAGAAAGAAGACGGUCUCAUUCAGCAGCAUGCCUACUGAGAAGAAGAUCAGCGGUGCCAGUGAUUGCAUCAAUUCAAUGGUGGAUGGCUCAGAAUUAAAGAAAGUGCGAUCCAAUUCACGCAUUUACCACCGCUACUUUCUCCUUGAUGCGGACAUGCAGUCUUUGAGAUGGGAGCCGACAAAAAAGGAAUCUGAAAAGGCAAAAAUCGAUGUCAAGUCCAUCAAAGAGGUUCGGUCAGGCAAAAAUACGGACACUUUUAGAACUAAUGGCACCUAUGAUCAGAUAUCUGAGGACUGUGCUUUCUCAGUCAUCUUUGGGGAGAAUUAUGAGUCUCUGGACUUGGUGGCAAACACAGCCGAUGUAGCAAACAUAUGGGUGACAGGGCUGAGGUACUUGAUCUCCUAUGGUAAACAUACCUUAAAUAUGAUUGAGAGCAGUCAGAAUAGCAUGCGCUCAUCUUGGCUAAGUGAACUGUUUGAUGAGGAAGACGUUAACAACAGUAAACAAAUAACGAUAUGUGCUGCUGUGCAGCUAAUCAAAAAGCUAAACCCAGGACUUAAAAAUGUGAAAAUAGAAUUAAAGUUCAAGGAGCUUCACAAAGCCAAGGACAAUCCUGGUUCUGAUGUAACAAAAGAGGAGUUCAUCGAAGUGUUUCAUGAUCUUUGCACCAGACCAGAAAUUUAUUUUCUCUUUGUUCAGUUCUCCAGCAAUAAGGAAUUUCUUGAUACUAAGGACUUAAUGAUAUUCCUGGAGGCAGAACAAGGAAUGGCUCAAGUCAAUGAAGACACCAGCUUAGAGGUCAUUCAGAAAUAUGAGCCAUCCAAAGAGGGUCAGCUCAAGGGUUGGCUUUCUCUUGAUGGGUUCUCCAAUUAUCUUAUGUCUGCAGAGUGCCACAUAUUUGACCCUGAGCACAAAUCAGUUUGCCAAGACAUGAACCAGCCUUUAUCUCACUACUACAUCAAUGCAUCCCACAACACAUACCUGAUAGAAGACCAGUUCAGAGGUCCUUCUGAUGUGACGGGGUAUAUCCGUGCCCUCAAGAUGGGCUGCCGCUGUGUCGAGCUAGAUGUGUGGGAUGGACCUGAUAACGAACCUGUUAUUUACACUGGUCACACAAUGACCUCACAGAUUGUCUUUCGAAGCGUCAUUGACGUCAUCAACAAGUAUGCCUUUGUUGCCUCUGAGUUUCCACUGAUGCUGUGUUUAGAAAACCAUUGCUCCUUACAGCAGCAGAGAGUAAUGUUUCAGCAUCUGAAGAAGAUCCUUGGAGACAAGAUCCACUUAGAUCUCCCAAAACCCGAGGACUGUUACCUUCCUUCUCCCUCUGAGCUCAAGGGAAAGAUCCUGUUGAAGGGUAAGAAACUGGGCACAAACUGCACCGCUUCCGAAGGCGAGGUGACAGAUGAAGAUGAGGGGGCAGAGAUGUCGCAAAGGAUGAGCAUUGAGUCUGCAGAGCAACAGACUAUUGCGCCCAAAAAAUUCCAGCUGUCUAAAGACCUCUCUGAUCUGGUGACAUUGUGCAAGUCUGUUGAGUUCAAAGACUUUCCAACAUCCUUCCAGAACCAGAAACACUGGGAGCUCUGCUCUUUUAACGAAGUCUUUGCCAGUCGCUGUGCCUGUGACUUCCCAGGUGACUUUGUAAACUACAACAAGAAAUUCCUGGCACGGGUUUACCCAAGCCCUAUGCGGAUUGACUCCAGCAAUAUGAAUCCCCAAGAUUUCUGGAAGUGUGGCUGCCAGAUUGUAGCAAUGAACUACCAGACUCCUGGUCUGAUGAUGGAUCUAAACAUCGGCUGGUUCCGUCAGAACGGGAACUGCGGCUACGUGCUCCGUCCAGCCAUCAUGAGGGAGCAGGUCUCGUAUUUCAGUGCCAACACAAAAGACUCAGUGCCUGGUGUUUCUCCACAACUCUUGCACAUCAAGAUAAUCAGUGGACAAAACUUUCCUAAGCCAAAAGGCUCAGGUGCCAAAGGAGAUGUGGUAGAUCCCUACGUUUACGUGGAAAUACACGGCAUUCCUGCCGACUGCGCUGAACAAAGGACUAAAACAGUGAACCAGAACGGGGACGACCCUCUGUUUGACGAGAGCUUUGAGUUCCAGAUAAACCUUCCUGAGCUUGCAAUGGUUCGCUUUGUGGUACUUGAUGAUGACUUCAUUGGGGAUGAGUUUAUUGGCCAGUAUACAAUCCCCUUUGAGUGUCUGCAACCAGGUUUCCGGCAUGUACCUCUUCAGUCUCUGACAGGGGAAGUUCUGCCACAUUCCUUCUUGUUCGUCCAUGUUGCCAUAACCAAUCGAAGAGGAGGUGGCAAACCACAUAAAAGGGGACUGUCUGUCCGAAAGGGUAAAAGGAGUAGAGAGUAUGCCAGCAUGAGAGUGCUGCUGAUCAAGGCUGUGGAUGAUGUCUUUAAGACAGCCCUUCUACCACUGAGGGAAGCAACAGACCUCAGAGAAAACAUGCAGAAUGCCAUAGUAUCCUUUAAGGAGCUGUGCGGCCUUUCAGCUGUGGCUAAUCUGAAGCAGUGCAUCUUGGCUCUUUCCCCUCGGCUGACAGGACCUGACAAUAGCCCCCUUCUGGUCUUCAACCUUGCUGAGCAGUACCCCAACUUAGAACCCCAGGGGCUGCUACCAGAGGUCCUUAAGAAAGUUGUCACCACCUACGACAUGGUGAUCCAGACCAGCAAGACACUGCUGGAGAACUCUGAGGGUGUUUCUGAGAGAAUUCUACAAACUCAAAAAGCAGCGAUGGAAUUUCAUGAGAACCUGCAUGACCUGGCUGUGAAGGAAGGGUUGAAGGGCAGGAAGCUGCACAAGGCAGUGGAGAGCUUCACGUGGAACAUCACCAUACUGAAGGGUCAGGCAGACUUACUGAAACAUGCCAGAAGCGAGGUCCAGGAGAACCUAAAGCAGAUCCAUUACGCUGUGCUCACCUGUAACCUGAGCAAAGGAGGAGCUGUGAGCGGUUCCUCCAGCUCCUCAGACUCCAGAGGCAGACGCAGCCUGGAGGCCAUCCCUGAGAAGGCCACCGGAGAGGAGGAGCUCACCGACGAAGACAACUGAAGGGUCAAGUUUCUGGAUGCUCACUCGGCGCCCUCGUUUAGACCUCCAUGAUCCCAAAGCUCUUGCUCUUUCAAUCCGUUACCACUCUGUGUCUUUACCCAGGCGUCAUCCCUCCACAUUCCAUCAAGUGCAAUCCUGUAUUCAAAGCACAGUUGUAACCUCUCAGACUCCAGGAUUGUCGUCACUAAAAAAAGAUGCCACCAACAAGCUCACUUCACAGAACAGUCUCAACCAGUGUUUUCAAGUCUUAAUAAGUUUGGGAAGCUACUGUCGUUUUGUUUAAGAGCUCUGUGGAAGGUCAGAAAUGCACGCUAUAUUUGCAAUGCAUCUAAUGCAGGACAGCCACAUCUUUCCCCAUCACAAAACAUCACAACAUUUCCCAUCUCUCAACUCCUGGAUGAGCCAGGAGAAAAGUGAGUGAACUUCCAGCCACGAGACUGUUUAAGACAUUGACCCCACUGUUGGAGACAGUGCACUUCUACUCAGCGGACCAGAUGUUUCUUACCAGAAGACACGAGGAAGGCCUUGGACUGUUGCAAGAGAUUUCUUAAAGCACAAAUUUCUGGAGUUAUGAAUGUAAAGGGGACUGAGAAGGAUCUGGGAGGAAAAGCAGGAAGUAAAAAGAGGAUUGAAGACAGUACAGAGCUGUUUACAAUACUGAACUUGUCCAUGUUCUUGUUUGCCAAAAUAGUAGGAUACUAUAUGUAUAUAUGGAGUGUCCUGUUACCUUUUUCUGCAGAGUGCAUUGUUUUAUGAUUAUAUACUUGGGAGUAUAAGAUUUAUUUUAUAAAAGAUUUAUGAAGAUGUCUGUGGAGAUACAAAGUUUUAUUUGUGUGUGAUUAUCUGAUAAUGAGGUUUGUGAUAAAUAAUAGAGAGCAGUUUUUUUUUUUUUUUUUCCCCCCCUAGUGGGGAGCUCCAACACAUGGAACCAGGAUGAAACGGGGAGAAUAUAAUCAUACUGUAUGUUUGGUGCAAAAAAACAACAACAGAGUCUCAGUAUUCAUAACCAGCAACUGCAUGAAAGGGAACCAUGGCUGGACGUCGACAUGAUUCGGGAUUUUAUUCGGCGGUAGCUUCCUCCUUUGUUUUGUUAGCGUGGUGCUUCAUGUCAGGCGCUGAAAGUUUUACCAAAGUCAACUUUAUGUUUAGGCUGUCCUACUUUGAGUUUAUUUUAAGUUUUUUUUUUGUUUGUUUGUUUGUUUUUGAGGUUUGCAACCCGUUAUUUAGAAUAUUCCAAUGAAAAGCCAACUGUGGCUAUAAAUUAAACAGUUCUAUUGUUUUUAUGUAACUAUUUGGUUUUACUAAGAACUUGUUAGACCACAGACUCUGAACAUAAGGUUGAGUACCAAACAAACAAUAUAGCUGCAAUUAAUCAUGCGGUUUAUUUUAUUUAUCAUAUAAAACAACCUCCCCACUUUGUUUUAUCUCUUAGUCAGCGUACAAUGGAACGUGAACAUUGUGCAAAAGUGGCAACAUUUCCUGUGUGUGUGAGUAACAAAGCUUUGUCAACUCCUCUGUAAGGAUUUAAACUCAGGUCUGAAGAGAUGGUUGAAUAUUGGCUUCAAAGUAAUAACAGCUUCCUGACCAUUCCUGCUAACAGAGAAGUAUUUGAUGCACAGUGUGUAGUUUAACUGUGCCUCAUUACUCCUAACUAAAGCCUGCAGCAUCAAGCAGGAGGUGAGGAAAUUUAUUGUAGCGUUUCCCAUAUGUUGCUUCAGGGGUCCCAUAUUUGCUUUUCAUCCAUCAGUCCACCUGCAUCUUGAUUUAAAAUGUCAUAAUAGAAGAUAUGUUCCUGGCUUCAUGAUUGGACACUUCAGUAAAUAAAAUUAUGGCUCUUAGGAUUAAUUUGGAAAACUGUCCAACUGCUUCUAAUCAACGAUCAAUAAAGUGUAGGUACAAAGAAAACUUCAGCAUUUCUUUAAAUGUUGCAGAUUAGUUUUUUUCCUGAUGACGGGUUGAAAGACUGUUCCUAAGAUUUUCAUUUGCUUCCACAGAUAUCUGGAUCUGCACAGUAGUGUGAGGAAAAUACGUAGCAUUUUUUGUUUGUUUUCUUCUUAAAAAAUUCUCACUAAGCAAUUAAUUGAGGUUUUAUCUGUCGCUGUUUUAGCAGGUCGGAAUUAAAAGAUCUUAAAGUUAUAAUCCUGAUAUUUAUCUAUUAUGAUGUGUUUAAAUUUAUGGAAUGCCAUUUGUUCAAUAAUGCAAAAAUAAAUACUUAAAAAAAUAGGCCUAUGAAGUAAAUAGUUAGCUGAUGUAGCUCAAUAACUUCACAGCUUAGAAAUAUUUUUAUUGUACAUAGUUAAGCCGAAUAAAAAAAAAAAGGAACUUGGUUGGUUUUUUUUUUUUUCUUUUAAAAUGCCAACUGUUAACAUUUUUGCUAAUUGCUAACUUGUCACUACUUGCUAACUUAACAUAUUUUUCAAAACAUUUAGAAUCACUCGUUUACUUGCUUGUGUUCUACGCUAUUUACCAGAGGUUCCCACUGGGGGCUCAUUACAGAUUUGUUGGGUAUAAACAAACCAAUAAACAUGGUAACAAUAAAAGAGUAAAAAGCAGCAGCAGUAGCAUCGUAGACUGCAUGUAGCUCCUAAAACACAGCGUAGGCUGUGUCUAGUCUCUGAAGCUUUGUCAUUUUUUACUGCUGCUGACCCUAAGACUUCACAUGUGGUCCAAUUUGUUCCCUAAAAAAAACAACACUUUACACCAGCUUCUUUACGUCUAUAGUUUUCCUUUCAACCACAUUAAUCUUUCAGACCAUGUAGAGGCUGAACCAGCAACAACCUGUUCCCUGAAUGAAGUCAUACAUAAACAACAAAAGCCCUAAAAAUGAGUAAAUUAUGUUUUAACAAGGCAACGUCACUUUUAGAUUCAUUGAGAAAAUGACACCACUAGUAGAAGUCUAACAGGAAGUACAAACAUGUAGCUACGCUAAAACCUUUCUGUUAAACUGCUGGAUGAGUAUAACAUUCACAAUCACUGUAGCUUCUUGGGUUUUGAUGGGUCAUAUAGGUCCUUCCCUCCAGUCCCUCCUGUUAUGGAGCUCAUGCGAUGCACAACUAGUGAUGUCACUUUCAGUGAACGCCACCAUGUGCAAGGUCGGCAACGGCAACCAUAAACUAUGCACAAGUUUACAUCAGUUUUAUUCAGCAUCACACUUCCUGCAAGGUAAUUAUUGUACUAAUAGCUUAGUGCUGCACAUAUCUAUGUCUGCAGCCUUGAAUAUUUAUACCUAAAAAAAAAAAAAAAAAAAUUACUUUCUU
Messenger RNA from Melanotaenia boesemani (Boeseman's rainbowfish), 7010 nucleotides. Its product is annotated as inactive phospholipase C-like protein 2. Lineage: Eukaryota; Metazoa; Chordata; Actinopteri; Atheriniformes; Melanotaeniidae. Gene Ontology annotation, molecular function: phosphatidylinositol-4,5-bisphosphate phospholipase C activity. Gene Ontology annotation, biological process: lipid metabolic process; intracellular signal transduction. The record is from RefSeq and is a predicted model, not a curated record. The transcript has 7 exons. The coding region runs from base 424 to 3753 and encodes 1109 amino acids.